AUGGAUUCUUAUGAUCCCAAAGAUUGGGAUAAUCUUGAUAAUAAAUCAAGAGACAUUAUGGUAUUAAAGGGACCUAUUAGAGUACUAAAUCUUAAUUUUCCUUUUGAUGAUAAUGAGGAUCCAAUGACAAACUUUAUCAAGAUCGUAAUAGCAAUUUUUGGGAUUCUUGAAAUGAUGGCCAAAUUCGAUAUUGUAAUGCAAGAUCAUGUUAGACGUAUUCAAAAUAAUGAAAUUCAUAAUCAUUACCUUGGGCCCAAAAUUCAAAAUGAGUUGAUUUCCCUUUUGGUUGAAAAUGUUAAAGAUUAUACUUCUAGUUUGGGACUUUUUAAUGUUUUACAAGAUGUCUUGAAAUCUCUUGAUCUUAAUAUGAAUGAUGUGGGAGGUCAAGGUUAUGACAACGACUCAAAUAUGAAAAACAUUGAGAAGUUCAAAGUCGAUUUCUUGAAAUUAAUCCAAGGGCCUUAUACAUGCCUUGUGCUUGUCAUAGUUCGAACCUUAUUGAUAAAAAGUAUUAAGGCUAUUAGAUUUCAAACUCCCCAAAUAAGAAAAGCUUUGUUAAAACUAUUUGAAUCUUGUGAAGAUGCAAAAUCAAAGAGUGAAGCUAGGAGUUUGGCUAAUGCACUUAAGAAAUUGGACUUUAUUCAUGGUAUGGUUAUUUGGUAUGAUAUUCUAUUUGUUGUGAAUAUGGCGAGUAAAAAAUUGCAAUCUAAGUCCAUUUGCAUUGACACUUGCAUACAACAAGUAAGAGGCAUACUAAUAUCUUUUAGAAAUUAUAGGGAAGGAGGUUUUACUACUAGUUUAGAAAUUGCUAAAAGUUUUGCACUAGAAAUGGGUGUAGAGGCAAAUCAUCUUGCUAAACGUCAUAUAGUUAGAAAAAGACAAUUUGAUGAAAUUGGUGAGGAUGAACAAAUUCAAUCUCUAGAUGAUAUAUUUAGAAUUGAGUACUUUUUUGUAGUUGUAGACAUAGAAAUCUCUUCUUUGGAAACAAGAUUUGAGCAAUUGCAAACAUUUGAAAAUAAUUUUAAAGCAGUGUUAAAUUCAAAUAGUGUUACAAAUACACUACCAAAUGCGUCAAUGUCUGCUAUUGAUAUUCUUACGUUUUUAAAGUAUGCAGAUUGCUAUCCAAAUGCUUUAAUUGCGUAUAGAAUUUUUUUAACUUUGCCUGUGAUGAUGAUACAAGGAGAUUUCUCUAGGAUUGAUGGGGUCGAUAAAGAUUGA
Molecule: messenger RNA, 1218 nt
Organism: Amaranthus tricolor (Joseph's coat)
Lineage: Eukaryota; Viridiplantae; Streptophyta; Magnoliopsida; Caryophyllales; Amaranthaceae
Exons: 6
Coding region: 1-1218 (405 amino acids)
Source: RefSeq, a predicted model, not a curated record